Messenger RNA from Rosa rugosa (rugosa rose), 651 nucleotides. Its product is annotated as wall-associated receptor kinase 17-like. The record is from RefSeq and is a predicted model, not a curated record. The coding region runs from base 1 to 651 and encodes 216 amino acids. The transcript is spliced from 2 exons. Gene Ontology annotation, cellular component: plasma membrane. NCBI's taxonomy places the organism in Eukaryota, Viridiplantae, Streptophyta, Magnoliopsida, Rosales, Rosaceae. Gene Ontology annotation, biological process: protein phosphorylation; cell surface receptor signaling pathway. Gene Ontology annotation, molecular function: protein serine/threonine kinase activity; ATP binding.
AUGACCAUCAACUGUCAGAAGAAGAGUCACAUAUUUGGUCCAGAAGAUUAUGGAGUUGAGCAUUUCAUAAAUGAGAUUAUCAGUCUUACCCAAAUCAACCAUCAAAAUGUCGUCAAGUUGUUGGGCUGCUGUCUGGAGACUGAAGCUCCCAUACUGGUCUAUGAACUGGCCUCUAAUGGGACCCUUUUUUACUACAUUUAUCAUACGAAUGGGAAGAGUUCAUUGCCUUGGGAUACCCUUCUAAAGAUAGCCUCAGAAUCAGCAGCUGCCCUUGCUUAUCUGCAUUCUGCAUCAAUCAUCCAUGGAAAUGUCAAGUCUUCCAACAUAUUGUUAACUCAUUAUUUUGUGGCCAAAGUCAUCGGUUUUGGACCUUCGAGCUUUGGAAUGGUUUUGUUAGAGAUUGUAACAGGAGAGAAGCCAAUAUCAUUUGGUAGACCAGAAAGUCAAAGAAUCAUGUCUUCCCAUUUUGUAUCGUCCAUGGAGUUACAAAGUGGUCUGUUUGAUCAGAUUGUUGGGUCACAAGUCAUAAAACAGGGACACAGAGAACAAGUCAGAGCAGUAGCUGAGCUUGCAAAGAGAUGCCUCAGUUUGAGUAGUGCAGAAAGACCUGCUAUGGAAGAAGUGGCCAGGAAGUUGAAAAUGUUGAGUUGA